UGGAGCUGUGUGAGUAAGCGCCUGUGCACGGUGCCGUCGUCGUAAGAAGUACCGACCCUCGAAGUUUGCGUGAAAAAUUUUUGCUCCGAAGACGAUUGAGGACUGUGUCGCGUGAUGUUUAUGCGAACGCUGCACAGGUCUCUGUCGCCGGCAAGGAAAACAUUGGCUAUCGUCCCUGUAUCCUCUGCGAGCUACCACGAGAAGGUUAUUGACCACUACGAAAAUCCCCGCAACGUUGGAUCGCUCAAUAAGAACGACAAGAAUGUUGGCACUGGUCUUGUCGGCGCCCCAGCCUGCGGAGAUGUCAUGAAAUUGCAGAUCAAGGUGGAUGAAAGUGGCAAGAUUAUUGAUGCCAAGUUCAAGACGUUUGGCUGUGGAUCGGCCAUUGCAUCCAGCUCCCUUGCAACUGAAUGGAUAAAGGGAAAGAACGUAAAUGAAGCUAUGAAGAUUAAGAACACCGACAUUGCUAAAGAGCUGAGCCUACCUCCAGUCAAGCUUCACUGCUCAAUGCUUGCCGAAGAUGCUAUCAAGGCAGCUCUCAGCGACUACAAGCGAAAGCGGGGUGAGCAGGAAAUACCAAAGGCAGGCGCAGAUGCCUCUGCAAGCAGUAAUGGCUGAGGGUUUGUAACAUUUGUUUAGGUCGCAGAAAAGUAAACUUUGUUGGACGUGUCAUCGACAUAUAGCUGCCUCUCUUGUACAGUAGAAUAAAGAGCAGUUUGCUGAGAUGAACUGAA
Molecule: messenger RNA, 734 nt
Organism: Dermacentor silvarum
Lineage: Eukaryota; Metazoa; Arthropoda; Arachnida; Ixodida; Ixodidae
Gene: IscU
Product: iron-sulfur cluster assembly scaffold protein IscU-like
Exons: 5
Coding region: 115-618 (167 amino acids)
Biological process (GO): iron-sulfur cluster assembly; intracellular iron ion homeostasis
Cellular component (GO): mitochondrial matrix; cytoplasm
Molecular function (GO): 2 iron, 2 sulfur cluster binding; ferrous iron binding
Source: RefSeq, a predicted model, not a curated record